This is a messenger RNA of Hyla sarda, 5509 nucleotides long. RefSeq names its product oocyte zinc finger protein XlCOF7.1-like. Lineage: Eukaryota; Metazoa; Chordata; Amphibia; Anura; Hylidae. The record is from RefSeq and is a predicted model, not a curated record. Gene Ontology annotation, biological process: regulation of DNA-templated transcription. The coding region runs from base 477 to 4799 and encodes 1440 amino acids. The transcript has 10 exons.
UUCACCCUCUAUCCUCCCUUUUCCUUCUCUUUUCUUUACGUUUACCUUCUUGUCUUUCUUUUCGUGUUCUCGGUGUUUGUUCUUCUGUAUUUGAUUCUUUGCCGCCAAAGAUUCUGAAAGAUUUUCUGGUAAAUUUCCGAGGACGUCAUCAUAGAGGAGAACUCAUCCGAAAUCAUUGUGACUAUAAUGUCUCCUCAGAUGUUUCCCCAGAUUAUCUCCAGGAAAUGGAUUUUAUUUCUCCAUAGAAUCUGGUGCGGUUUAUCAUCGUCUCCUCUUCUUCCCUUCAGGUUUCUCCAAUCCAGGAUCCUCUGCUGAUAUCUUCUAUAUAAGAGAAUUCUCCUGGAUGACCCAUCAACCAUGGAGAGAGACAGGAACAAGAUGGCCGACAGGAUCAUAAACCUCACCCUACAGAUACUCUUCCGGCUUACUGGAGAGAUGGAUAUGACUGGAGAGGUGAGGGAUUCUGGAAUAAGGAAAUGGAUGAACAUAAGAUUCUAGAACUCAUCAACAAGAUGAUGGAGCUGCUGACUGGAGAGGUUCCUAUAAGGUGUCAGGACGUGGCGGUCUAUUUCUCCAUGGAGGAGUGGGAGUAUGUAGAAGGACACAAGGAUCAGUACAAGGAUCAGGUCAUGAUGGAGGAUCAGCAGCCCCUCACAUCACCAGUCAGAUCCAGUAAGAGAACAGCACCAGAGAGGUGUCCCCGUCCUCUUCUUCCACAGGAUGAUCAGGGAGAAGAUCUGAACUAUGUUAAUGCUCCAGAGACACAUGUGAGUGGUGAUGAGCAGUAUAAGGAGGACAUUCCGACAGGAAAAUAUCUGAACAAUAUUAAUGCUACAGAUAUGAAGGAAGAAGAAGAGACAGAUGUGAGCGGUGAUGAGCAUUAUAAUGAGGACAUUCCUACAGGGAAAGAUCUGAACAAUAUUAAUGCUACAGAUAUAAAGGAAGAAGAAGAGACAGAUGUGAUCAGUGAUGAGCAGUAUAAGGAGGACAUUCUGACAGGAAAAGAUUUGAACAAUAUUAAUACUACAGAUAUGAAGGAAGAAGAAGAAACAGAUGUGAGCUGUGAUGAGCAGUAUAAGGAGGACAUUCCUACAGGAAAAGAUCUGAACAAUAUUAAGGCUACAGAUAUGAAGGAAGAAGAAGAGACAGAUGUGAGCAGUGAUGAGCAGUAUAAGGAGGACGUUCCUACAGGUAACCGCCCAGAUUCUUGUAGCAGGAGAUCAGAGGAGAAUCUUAUAUCUUCAGAUUAUAAAGCAGAUGAUGAUAUCACACAAGAUACAUAUGAAGAACAUUCCAUUAUCCCAGAUACACCCUCAGCCCUUCACAGCCAAGAUCUGUCAUCUCAUCCUUAUAUACAGGUCCUGUCUUCUCAGUCAUCACAGGAUGUUCAGCAAAAUAAAAGUCAUAGAAGGGGUGUUGGACAUCAACGAGCUCAUACAGGAAAGAAACCAUAUUCAUGCUCAGAAUGUGGGAAAUGUUUUACUUUUAAAUCAGGUCUUGUUACACAUCAAAGAACUCACACAGGGGAGAAGCCAUUUUCAUGCUCAGAAUGUGGGAAAUGUUUUACUCAGCAAUCACAUCUUGCUGUACAUAAAAGAACUCACACAGUGAAGAAGCUAUUUUCAUGUUCAGAAUGUGGGAAAUAUUUUAGUGAGAAACCAAGGCUUGUUAAACAUCAAAGAAUUCACACAGGGGAGAAGCUAUUUUCAUGCUCAGAAUGUGGGAAAUGUUUUACUAAUAAAUCAUACCUUGUUGUACAUCGAAGAACUCACACAGGGGAGAAACCAUUUUCAUGUUCAGAAUGUAGGAAGUGUUUUAUUGACAAAUCAAAUCUUGUUCAACAUCAAAAAACUCACACAGGGGAGAAGCCAUUUUCAUGUUCAGAAUGUGGAAAAUGUUUUACUGAGAAAUCAAGUCUUCUUUAUCAUCAAAAAACUCACACAGGAGAGAAGCCAUUUCCAUGUUCAGAAUGUGGAAAAUGUUUUAUUCAAAAAUCACAUCUUGUUAAACAUCAGAGAACUCAUACAGGUGAGAAGCCAUUUUCAUGUUCAGAAUGUGGAAAAUGCUUUACUUGCAAAUCAGGUCUUAUUGUACAUAAAAGAACUCACACAGGGGAGAAGCCAUAUUCAUGUUCAGAAUGUAGAAAAUGUUUUACUCAGAAAUCACAUCUUGUUCAACAUCAAAGAACUCACACAGGGGAGAAGCCAUUUUCAUGUUCGGAAUGUGAGAAAUGUUUUACUGAUAAAGCAAAUCUUUUUAAACAUCAGAGAUGUCACACAGUGGAUAAACCAUUUUCAUGUUCAGAAUGUGGGAAAUAUUUUACUGAGAAAGCAAGUCUUCUUAAACAUCAAAGAACUCACACUGGGGAGAAGCCAUAUUCAUGUUCAGAAUGUAGAAAAUGUUUUACUCAGAAAUCACAUCUUGUUCAACAUCAAAGAACUCACACAGGGGAGAAGCCAUUUUCAUGUUCGGAAUGUGAGAAAUGUUUUACUGAUAAAGCAAAUCUUUUUAAACAUCAGAGAUGUCACACAGUGGAUAAACCAUUUUCAUGUUCAGAAUGUGGGAAAUAUUUUACUGAGAAAGCAAAUCUUCUUAAACAUCAAAGAACUCACACAGGGGAGAAGCCAUUUUCAUGCUCAGCAUGUGGAAAAAGUUUUACUUACAAAUCAACUCUCGUUGAACAUGAAAAAUCUCACACAGAUAAGAAGCCAUUUUCAUGUUCAGAAUGUAGGAAAUGUUUUACUAAAAUAUCAAAUCUUAAAAAACACCAAAGAACUCACACAGAGGAGAAGCUAUUUUCAUGUUCAGAAUGUGGGAAAUGUUAUACUCGGAAACCAAACCUUAUAAGUCAUCAAAGAACUCACACAGGAGAGAAACCAUUUUUAUGCUCAGAAUGUGGGAAAUGUUUUACUUGGAAAUCAGCUCUUCUUCAGCAUCAAAGAACUCACACAGGAGAGAAGCCAAUUCAGAGCAGUAAAUCCAGUAAGAGAACAACACCAGAGAGGUGUCCCCGUCCUCUUCUUCCACAGGAUGAUCAGGGUGAAGAUCCGAACAAUAUUUAUGCUCCAGAGACAGAUGUGAGCUGUGAUGAGCAGUAUAAGGAGGAUAUUCCUACUGGGGAAGAUCUGAUCUAUAUUAAUGCUACAGUCAUUAAGGAAGAAGACGAGACAGUUGUGAGCGGUGAUGAGCAGUAUAAGGAGGACAUUCCUAUAGGGGAAGAUCUGAUCUAUAUUAAUGCUACAGACAUAAAGGAAGAACAAGAGACAGAUGUGAGCGGUGAUGAGCAGUAUAAGGAGGACAUUCAUACAGGGGAAGAUCUGAUCUAUAUUAAUACUACAGACAUAAAGGAAGAACAAGAGACAGAUGUGAGCGGUGAUGAGCAGUAUAAGGAGGACAUUCCUAUAGGGGAAGAUCUGAUCUAUAUUAAUGCUACAGACAUAAAGGAAGAACAAGAGACAGAUGUGAGCGGUGAUGAGCAGUAUAAGGAGGACAUUCAUACAGGGGAAGAUCUGAUCUAUAUUAAUACUACAGACAUAAAGGAAGAACAAGAGACAGAUGUGAGCGGUGAUGAGCAGUAUAAGGAGGACAUUUCUACAGGGGAAGAUCUGAACUAUAUUAAUGCUAGAGACAUAGAGGUAGAAGAAGAGACAGAUGUGAGCGGUGAUAAGCAGUAUAAGGAGGAUAUUCCUACAAGUAACCGCCUUGAUUCUUGUACCAGGAGAUCAGAGGAGAAUCUUAUAUCUUCAGAUUAUAAAGCAGAUGAUGAUAUCACACAAGAUACAUAUGAAGAACAUUCCAUUAUCCCAGAUACACCCUCAGCCCUUCACAGCCAAGAUCUGUCAUCUCAUCCUUAUAUACAGGUCCUGUCUUCUCAUUCAUCACAGAAAGGUCACAGAAGGGGUGUUGGACAUCAACGAGCUCAUACAGGAAGGAAACCAUAUUCAUGCUCAGAAUGUGGGAAAUGUUCUACUAAGAAAUCAGAUCUUGUUAAACAUCAAAGAAUUCACACAGGGGAAAAGCCAUUCUCAUGUUCAGAAUGUGGGAAAUGUUUUACUCAGCAAUCGCAACUUGUUCAACAUAAAAGAACUCACACAGGGGAAAAGCCAUUUCCAUGUUUGGAAUGUGGAAAAUGUUUUGCUGAGAAAUCACAUCUUGUUCAACAUAAAAGAACUCACACAGGGGAAAAGCCAUUUUCAUGCUCAGAAUGUGGUAAAUGUUUUACUGAGAAAUCAAAUCUUGUUAAUCAUAAAAGAACUCACACAGGGGAGAAGCCAUUUUCAUGCUCAGAAUGUGGUAAAUGUUUUACUGAGAAAUCAAAUCUUGUUAAACAUCAAAGAACUCACACAGGGGAGAAGCCAUUUUCAUGCUCAGAAUGUGAGAAAUGUUUUACUGAGAAAGCAAGUCUUGUUAUACAUCAAAGAACUCACACAGGAAAGAAUCCAUUUUCAUGUUCAGAAUGUGGAAAAUCUUUUUAUUUUAAAUCAAGACUUGUUAAACAUAAAAGAACUCACACAGGGGAAAAAACAUUUUCAUGCUCAGAAUGUGGAAAAUGUUUUGUUAAGAAAUCAAGUCUUGUUAAACAUCAAAGAACUCACACAGGUGAGAAUCCAUUUUCAUGUUCAGAAUGUGGAAAAUCUUUUAAUUUUAAAUCAAGACUUGUUAACCAUAAAAGAACUCACACAGGGGAAAAACCAUUUUUAUGCUCAGAAUGUGGGAAAUGUUUCACAGAGAAAUCAAAUCUCGCUAAACAUCAAAGAAAACAUUUUCAUGUUCAGAAUAAAGCAAUCAAGACUAGUUAAACAUCUAAAUACUCACACAGGAGAGGAGCCAUUUUCAUGUUCAGAAUAUAGGAAAUGUUUUAAUGAGAAAUCAACACUUAAAAGACAUCUUAGGGUAUGUUCACACUACGGAAUUCCCGCGGAAUUCCACGGUGUGAAUUUAACAUUAGUGUGAAUGGGUCUCCGCAAGACCCAUUCACACUGCGGAAUUUGUUCAGCGCAAAGAAAGAACAUGUUCAUUCUUUGUGCGGAAGUCCGUGAGUACUGCAUAGCCAUCAAUGGUGACGGCGCAGUGCCACGCGGUCCUACCACCGCUGUCGGCUGCCAGGCUGAAUCUCAGCUCGCGGAAUUCUGCGAGCGGAGAUUCCGUUCACACUCUGUAGUGUGAACAGACCCUAAGAAUUCACACAGGAGAGAAGAUAUUUUAGAGCACUAAAUGAUGCAGAUAACACAUUUAUAUAUUAACCCCUUGCAGCAGAACGCUGUUUUAAAUGGCGCUGCGGCAAGGUUAUGAAUCUAGCUCAGGAGCUGAGCUUGCAUCAUACCUGCAUGGUCCCGGCUGCUAUCAGCAGCCAGGACCUGUGACUUAUGCCGGACAUCGCCGUUCAGGUAGAUGAUCGGCAUUUACUAUUUAGACACGGCACUAUUUACCGUAUAUACUCGAGUAUAAGCCGACCCGAGUAUAAGCCGAGACCCCUAAUUUCAACCCAAAAUCCCAGGAAAAGUUAUUG